UUUGUGUGACCAUCUUUAAAUUAUUCCGAAAAAUUAAAGUAAAAUAUAAACUUCCUGGUUUUUCGUAGAGCUUUUUUGUUUGUUUUAUUCUGAAAAUAAUGUCACAGAUAUAAAAAAAGUGUCGAAUAAUGACGCAACAGGAGAUUGGAAAGAGAUAGUUUUAUCAAUACAAGAGAUUAACUCACACUAGUUCAACGUUUCAGCUUUACUUACAGCAGGAGUAAGACAUUACACAUUUAAACGACAAGUUAAAUCAACUCUCUCGUCACGAAUUCCAGUCUUAAUUAAUAUUAUUAAUUAUUAUAUAUCCGGAGCAAUCGAGUUACUGAUGCUAUUUUUAUUUAUCGUCUUUAUAUCUCGGAUAUCUUCGCACAACCUUCGAGAACCGUGAGAAUUCACCAGAGAACGCGGGCAGCCAGCGCUUUGGGAGAAAGUCCGUUUGUAUCGGUCGAUAGGCGACUAAAGCAGGAUGAAGUGGCUACGUGCGAAGCACGAUCGAUGGGCGCGAAGGCUCGAGAUAUUUCAGCGGCGAGUUCCGGCGCGCGAUAAAAGUAUCUAUCACGAAGACACAUCGGCGAACUCGAGAUGAGAGAAAGAGAGAAAGACAGAAAAAGAGAGAGCUAAGAAGAACAAGAGAGAGAGAAAGAGAGAGGCAUGGCUGACGCGGCGACGACGGAGAGUGGCCACCCUUUGAAAUUCACAAGCGCACGUAGAGCACGUACUCUCUCAGACGGGAGUCCCGCACUCCUCUUCCUCGCGUUUGGACGGACGUGUGGAGAUCCGAUCGAUCGAUCGAAGCGAGCCGCGCACUCGAGUUUUCCCUGACCUAAGAAUACACCGGCUCGAAAGUGCCGCGGAGGAAACCCCCGGAAUGGAGUGGACUCCAGAAUGCACCAGAGUGGGGAUCGAGAGAGAAAGAAUGUAAACGAGCCGAAUGAUGUUCAAUUGACGAAGACUGCGCAGAGCUAGGAAUGGCCCCCUUCAGUUCUGUCUUCCUGGGUGUCUGGGGAGUGUUUGUUGCCAUUUUGUUACAAGAAUCGACACCUGUUAGCUGGGAGGAAUGGUGGACAUACGAUGGUAUUUCUGGUCCUGCCUUCUGGGGUCUCAUCAAUCCGGAAUGGUGGCUCUGUAACAAAGGUCGAAGACAAUCACCGGUCAAUCUCGAGCCUACUCGACUGCUAUUCGACCCGAAUUUACAGCCUCUUCACCUGGACAAGCACAGAAUCAACGGUGUUCUAGCGAACACUGGACACAGCGUCGUGUUUGCCGUGGAGAACGACACGCGUCACCCCGUCAACAUCUCUGGCGGCCCGCUCAGUUAUCGUUAUCAAUUUCACGAGAUUCAUCUGCACUUUGGCGUGGACGAUCGCACUGGCAGCGAGCACACUGUCGACGGACACGCGUUUCCCGCCGAGCUCCAGAUAUUCGGUUUCAACUCGCAGCUCUACAACAACUUCUCAGACGCUCUGCACAGGGCGCAGGGGAUCGUGGCGGUAUCGCUUCUUCUGCAGGUGGGCGACCUCUCGAACCCGGAGCUGAGAACGUUCACGCAGCAGCUGGAUAAAAUCAAAUACGGAGGGCAGGCCAUAGAAAUUAAACGUUUCGGGGUACGCGAACUUCUGCCGGACACGAAGCAUUACAUGACGUACGACGGCUCCACCACGAUGCCGGCGUGUCACGAGACCACCACAUGGAUCAUCCUCAACAAGCCCAUAUACAUCACCAAGCAGCAGCUGCAUGCCUUGAGGCAAUUGAUGCAAGGUGACGAGAAGCAGCCAAACGCGCCGCUUGCAAAUAACUUUAGACCACCGCAGCCGCUUCAUCAUCGUCCCGUUCGGACGAACAUUGAUUUCAAUGUUCAGGGUCCGAAGAAUUGCCCGACGAUGAACAGGGACAUAUAUUACAAAGGUAUAAAAAGCAAAAUCGAUCGCGGUUUUAGAUCGAUAGACCAGGCUUAAUGCACAUCCCACUUGUCACGAAAAGAUGACGUCGUCAGACGUGGAUUUGUAAAAGCGCGUUGCUUUAUUUCCAGAUAUCGGAUCACUUUCUUUGAAUUAUUAUUUUUAUCUUCUUGUCUAGGAGCUGUCAGAAUUUAUAGAAGCUAUAGCGGUCUUUGUCCUUGCCCUGAAUGCAUUAAACCGUCUCGUUAUCUGCCUUUUCAGCCAAUAGCUGGAAAUAAUACCCAGCACUGCCGUGAGGUCGACGUUCGCAGUAACUACGCUUUUCCCCGGAACGAGCUGGAACUUUGCUGUAAGGAAAAAAAAAUUGACAUAUCAAUUACAGGCGGGUGACGCCGGGUCACAAAAAAAUUGCGGCAGAUAGAAUGACGACCGAUGGCGUCCACAUUGGCGUUGCGGUCACGAUUAUAAGAAAAAAUGCUUCGUUGUACUUAUUAGACGUGAAUUGCCAAGUAUGUUUCCAGUUAAACCAGAAGAAAAAAAAUCAGAUAUACCUAUAGAUCACACAACUUAGACGAGAUAAGCUAAUCGUAAGGUCUAUUAUUAUACAUAUAUCGGUAAGCUAUCGAAAAAAAGCUAUGACUAUCGUGGCCUGCGCGAGGGGUUUGAGAAAUGCAAUUAUAUGUAUAAAAAUUCACGCGCGACGGAGCGCGCUACCGAGCGAAAGUUUAUACUAUAUUCUUGUAAUAAAAGCUUGAUAAAAC
This is a messenger RNA of Ooceraea biroi (clonal raider ant), 2662 nucleotides long. It is a transcript of the gene CARPB, whose product is annotated as Carbonic anhydrase-related protein B. Lineage: Eukaryota; Metazoa; Arthropoda; Insecta; Hymenoptera; Formicidae. Gene Ontology annotation, biological process: one-carbon metabolic process. The record is from RefSeq and is a predicted model, not a curated record. Gene Ontology annotation, molecular function: zinc ion binding; carbonate dehydratase activity.